Lasiosphaeria miniovina is the source of this 516-nucleotide messenger RNA. RefSeq lists its product as uncharacterized. Lineage: Eukaryota; Fungi; Ascomycota; Sordariomycetes; Sordariales; Lasiosphaeriaceae. Bases 1 to 516 code for a protein of 171 amino acids. The record is from RefSeq and is a predicted model, not a curated record. The transcript has 2 exons.
AUGAACACGGCAGCGACGUCGUCCUCAGUAGGGCCGCUGCCUGAGCCGCCGAGGGCAGCACCCCAACCCAAUGUCAACCACAACCGCGAUUUGGCGCUGCAGAAAUACCUCCUUCUACACGAGCAACACGAGUCUCUGAGGCAACACCUCGACGAGCUUCGGCCUCUCCACUCGUUGGACGCCUCUGUAAACAGCGUGAGCACAGCCAGCUCGCCCACCAUGGCGGGCUCUGUGGCCAGCCUCUCGUCGUCGUCGAGCCAGGCAUGGCCAUACCAACCCAGGCCGCCGCUGGCUGGCCCAUACCGUCGCGCCUCGACGGCACUCACCGAGGUUGCCGUCGAGGAGGCCAAGCUUUGCGACGUCAACGAGGGCAUUAAGCGUACACUCACCGAGCUGCUCAACUGUGAGGCGGUGCGCGGCGACAGAUCGUUCCGCACCUGGGUUCAAUGUCGGCUCAUGGACACAGAGCGCGAGCUGCGGAGCGGCAGGAGACGACGCAGUGCUCCCGAGCCUUGA